Messenger RNA from Toxorhynchites rutilus septentrionalis, 7172 nucleotides. RefSeq names its product CAD protein (gene rudimentary). Gene Ontology annotation, molecular function: aspartate carbamoyltransferase activity; amino acid binding; carbamoyl-phosphate synthase (glutamine-hydrolyzing) activity. Lineage: Eukaryota; Metazoa; Arthropoda; Insecta; Diptera; Culicidae. Gene Ontology annotation, cellular component: cytosol; cytoplasm. The record is from RefSeq and is a predicted model, not a curated record. Gene Ontology annotation, biological process: L-glutamine metabolic process; UTP biosynthetic process; L-citrulline biosynthetic process. Bases 311 to 7006 code for a protein of 2231 amino acids. The transcript has 8 exons.
GAUCCGCUCAGUCCAAUCUCGACUGUCGGCCGGUUUGGAAGUGCGUUUUGGAGUCUCUUCCCGAAGUGACGCAGUUGCCACGUGUUUUUGCAAAAUUGUUGAUUUUCUGCUCUCGGAGCAACGGUUUGGUGCACGCGGUACGCUAUCCAUUGCGGCAUUAGCUGGACACGCGCUUUGGCGGUGAUUGCACGUGAGAAGCGGUUCUAUUUGUGGUGUUUUUGGAAGGAAACAUCAAAUCCCAGCGGAAGACUGUGAGUGGACUGAUUGUAACGGAAACUGAAGACGAGUACUGUAUUCGCGCAAAUUUAAAAUGCCGGCUUCGUUGGUGCUUGAGGAUGGCACGAUCGUGCAUGGGGACAGCUUCGGAGCGAAGGUGGAUUCCGACGGGGAGGUUGUUUUCCAGACCGGUAUGGUGGGCUAUCCGGAGUCGAUGACCGAUCCGUCCUACCACGGGCAGAUACUGGUGCUGACGUAUCCGCUGAUCGGGAACUACGGCAUUCCGGACGAGGAUCUGGACGAACGUGGUUUGAUGCUGCACUUCGAGUCGAAUAACAAGAUUUGGACAACGGGGCUGGUGGUUGGGGAACUGUGCGAGGAACCCUCGCACUGGAGGAGCAAGUUGACGUUGGGGGAGUGGAUGUCCAAGCAUGGGGUGCCGGGGAUAAGUGGCGUCGAUACGAGGGCGCUAACCAAGAAGAUUCGCGAGAAUGGAACCAUUCUUGGAAAAAUAGUCCAGGGUCAUCUGGCGAGUGCCGAAGGAAUCACUUUCAGCAACCAGAAUCUGCGCAAUUUGGUCGCGGAGGUGUCGCUAGCUAGCCCCACCACCUACAACGCCGGUGGAUCGCCCCGUAUCUGUGCGAUCGAUUGUGGACUCAAGUUGAAUCAGGUUCGCUGUUUCAUCAACCGCGGGGCCCGGGUGGAUGUUGUGCCGUGGAACACCGAACUCGAUCCGACCGAGUUCGAUGGGCUGUUUCUCAGCAAUGGCCCCGGUGAUCCGGAAAUGUGUGAAGCGACGGUGGGAAACAUUCGUCGGCUGCUGGGAGCGUCGGUUGUUAAACCGAUUUUUGGGAUCUGUCUCGGUCAUCAGUUGCUGUCCACGGCGGCUGGGUGUAAGACGUACAAGAUGAAAUAUGGGAACAGGGGGCAUAAUUUGCCGUGUAUUCACGCCGGGACGAAGCGAUGCUAUAUGACCUCGCAAAAUCAUGGCUUCGCAGUAGAUGCUUCAAAUCUGCCGACCGGUUGGCAGGAGUUGUUCACGAACAUUAACGAUCAAACGAAUGAGGGUAUUGUCCACACGGAGAAACCGUUUUUUAGUGUUCAGUUUCAUCCGGAGCAUACUGCGGGUCCAGAAGAUUUGGAGGUACUGUUUGAUGUAUUUCUCGACACGGUUAGGGAGUACAAGGGGAACGGGUAUUCGAAGCAAACCGUGGUGGAGCGAUUGAACGAAGCCUUGAAGUAUAGUCCUGAGAGACCGAUCGAUACAAGUCGCCCCAAAAAGGUUUUGAUUCUGGGAUCGGGAGGUCUUUCGAUUGGUCAAGCCGGAGAGUUCGAUUACUCUGGAUCGCAGGCAAUCAAAGCCCUGAAGGAGGAGCGCAUCCAGACGGUACUUAUCAACCCAAACAUUGCGACGGUUCAAACUUCGAAGGGGCUGGCCGACAAGGUUUACUUCCUGCCGUUGACUAAACAAUACGUUGAGCAGGUUAUCAAGGCGGAACGCCCCGGGGGAGUUCUGUUGACCUUCGGUGGACAAACGGCGCUGAAUUGUGGUAUCGAGUUGGAGAAAUCGGGGGUUUUCGAGAAGUACAACGUCCGCAUCAUGGGAACUCCCAUUAUCUCGAUCAUCGAAACGGAAGAUCGAAAGAUCUUCGCGGAGCGAAUUGCCGAGAUAGGGGAGAAGGUUGCCCCGUCCGCAGCGGUUUAUUCGGUGCAGGAAGCCGUCGAGGCAGCCGAUAAGAUCGGCUACCCGGUCAUGGCAAGGGCAGCGUUUUCACUGGGUGGUUUGGGUUCGGGAUUCGCCAACAAUCAGGAUGAACUGAAGGUACUUGCGCUGCAGGCGCUCGCUCACUCCAACCAGCUAAUCAUCGACAAAUCCCUAAAAGGCUGGAAAGAGGUCGAGUACGAGGUCGUCCGCGAUGCGUACGAUAACUGCAUAACCGUGUGCAACAUGGAGAAUGUCGACCCUCUGGGGAUUCACACCGGCGAGAGUAUCGUCGUGGCCCCGUCUCAAACCCUUUCCAACCGCGAGUACAACCUGCUCCGAUCAACCGCGAUCAAGGUGAUCCGACACUUCGGAGUGAUCGGCGAAUGUAACAUCCAGUACGCGCUGAACCCCUACUCGGAGGAAUACUACAUCAUCGAAGUUAAUGCUCGACUCUCGCGGAGCUCCGCUCUGGCCAGCAAAGCCACCGGCUACCCUCUGGCAUACGUAGCGGCAAAGCUCUCCCUGGCGAUCCCCCUGCCGGAGAUAAAGAACUCCGUCACCGGAGUCACCACGGCUUGCUUCGAGCCCAGCUUGGAUUACUGCGUGGUGAAAAUGCCCCGCUGGGAUCUAUCGAAGUUCACCCGAGUCAGCAAACACAUCGGAAGCUCGAUGAAGAGUGUCGGUGAGGUGAUGUCGAUCGGGCGUAAGUUUGAGGAGGCCUUCCAGAAGGCACUCCGCAUGGUGGACAACGUGAACGGGUUCGACCCGUACCUGGAGGCGGUCAACGAGCGGGAGCUGAAGCAACCGACGGACAAGCGGAUGUUUGUGCUGGCUGCGGCCCUCAAAGCGGGAUACACCGUGGAGAAGAUUUACGAACUGACCAAAAUCGACCGGUGGUUCCUGCGUAAGAUGAAGAACAUCAUCGACUACACGGUACGUCUGGAGAAACUAUCCAGCAUCCCCGGGAGGGAGAUGCUGCUCGAGGUGAAGAGGAUCGGGUUCUCGGACAAACAGAUUGCCGGGUUGAUCAAGAGUACGGAGUUGGCGGUUCGUUUACAGCGGAAGGAAACCGGGGUGCUGCCACUGGUGAAACAGAUCGAUACGGUAGCUGGGGAGUGGCCGGCCUCGACCAACUACCUGUACAUGACGUACAAUGCGACGGAGAAUGACGUCGAUUUCCCUGGACAGUACACUAUGGUGAUCGGGUCGGGGGUUUACCGCAUCGGAAGCUCGGUCGAGUUUGAUUGGUGUGCGGUUGGUUGUUUGCGGGAGUUGAGAAACUUGGGACGGAAGACGAUCAUGGUGAACUACAAUCCGGAAACAGUCAGCACGGACUACGAUAUGUGCGAUCGGUUGUACUUUGAGGAGAUAUCGUUCGAAGUAGUUAUGGACAUUUACGACGUGGAACAACCCGAGGGAAUCAUCCUGUCGAUGGGUGGUCAACUGCCGAACAACAUCGCAAUGGAUCUCCACCGGCAGCAGGCUCGGAUUUUGGGCACCUCACCGGAAUCGGUCGAUGGGGCCGAGAAUCGGUUCAAAUUUUCCCGUAUGUUGGACCGCAAAGGGAUCCUUCAGCCCCGCUGGAAGGAGCUAACGAAUUUGGAGUCGGCGAUUGAGUUCUGCGAGGAAGUCGGCUACCCUUGCCUGGUCAGACCUUCGUACGUUCUGUCCGGGGCGGCGAUGAAUGUUGCCUACUCGAAUCAAGACCUGGAGACCUACCUGAAGCACGCUUCGGAUGUCAGCAAGGAGCAUCCGGUGGUAAUCUCGAAGUUUUUGGUUGAGGCGAAGGAGAUCGACGUGGAUGCGGUGGCCGCCGACGGGGAGAUUCUCUGUAUGGCCGUUUCUGAACACGUGGAAAACGCAGGCGUUCACUCGGGUGACGCUACGCUGGUGACUCCACCCCAGGACAUUAACGCAGAAACGCUCGAACGCAUCAAGGAAAUAGCCCGGGAUAUUGCCGCCCUGCUGGACGUUACCGGACCGUUCAAUAUGCAGCUGAUUGCGAAGAAUAACGAACUCAAGGUGAUCGAGUGUAACGUGCGGGUGUCGCGAUCCUUCCCGUUCGUGUCGAAGACCUUGAACCAUGACUUCGUUGCAAUGGCGACGAAGGUUAUCGUGGGACUGAGCGUCGAGCCGGUAGAAGUGUUGCAUGGGUGCGGUAAGGUCGGCGUCAAAGUUCCGCAGUUCAGUUUCGCCCGUCUAGCGGGAGCGGAUGUUAUGUUGGGAGUUGAGAUGGCAUCCACCGGGGAGGUCGCCUGCUUCGGGGACAAUCGCUACGAGGCCUAUCUGAAGGCGAUGAUGUCUACCGGCUUUCAGGUGCCGAAGAAGGCCAUUCUACUCAGUAUCGGAAGCUUCAAGCACAAAAUGGAACUGCUCCCAAGUAUUCGUGUACUACACAAGAUGGGCUACAAGCUGUAUGCGUCCAUGGGCACAGGAGAUUACUACACCGAACAUGGGGUUGAUGUGGAAUGUGUCCAGUGGACGUUCGAUGCGGCCGUCACCGGAGACGAGAAUGGCAGCGCUGGUGAGCUGCGCCAUUUAGCGGAGUUUCUAGCCAACAAACAGUUCGAUUUGGUCAUCAACCUACCGAUGAGGGGUGGCGGCGCGCGUCGUGUCAGUUCUUUCAUGACCCACGGCUACCGAACCCGUCGGCUAGCGGUCGAUUAUUCCAUUCCGCUGGUAACCGACGUCAAGUGUACCAAACUGUUGGUGGAAGCUAUGAAUAGGAUUGGUCGAGCUCCACCCAUGAAAACCCACACGGAUUGUAUGUCCUCGAAGACCAUGGUCAAGCUGCCCGGUUUCAUCGAUGUGCAUGUGCACCUGAGAGAACCCGGAGCGACUUAUAAAGAGGACUUCGACUCGGGUACCGCUGCCGCGCUAGCGGGAGGCAUUACCAUGGUUUGCGCGAUGCCCAACACCAACCCUCCCAUUGUGGAUCGACAAUCAUUCCAGCUGGCACAGGAACUGGCCCAGAAGGGUGCUCGGUGCGAUUAUGCCCUGUUCGUGGGAGCUUCCUCGUCCAAUUUCACCACCAUCAACGAACUUGCGCCGCAAGCUGCGGCUCUCAAGAUGUACCUCAACGAAACUUUUACCACUUUGAAGCUGAACGAUAUGCUGGUUUGGCAGAAGCACCUAGCGAACUGGCCCAAACGGGCCCCCCUCUGUGUUCACGCAGAGCGCCAAUCCACCGCCGCCGUCAUCCUGCUAGCUUCCCUCGUUGAUCGACCCAUCCACAUCUGUCACGUUGCACGGAAGGAGGAAAUCCUGAUCAUCAGGGCUGCGAAAGAACGUGGCAUCAAGAUCACCUGUGAGGUCUGUCCGCAUCAUCUUUUCCUGUCCACAAACGAUUUGGAUCGUAUUGGAAGUGGGAAAGGGGAAGUGCGACCGGUUCUCUGUAGUCCAGAAGAUCAGCAUGCACUCUGGGACAAUCUGGACAUAAUCGACGUGUUCGCUACUGAUCACGCUCCGCAUACUAAGGAGGAGAAGGAAUCCACGAAUCCUCCACCCGGUUUCCCGGGUCUGGAAACGAUUCUCCCCCUGCUCCUGAACGCUGUGAACGAGGGUCGUCUCACGGUGGAGGACCUCAUCGCGAAGUUCUACAAGAAUCCUAAGCGGAUCUUCAGUUUGCCCGAGCAGCCCAACACUUACGUUGAGGUAGACUUCGAGGAAGAGUGGACAAUUCCUGAGACGCUGCCGCACUCGAAGGCUCGCUGGACUCCGUUUGCUGGGAUGAAAGUGAAGGGACGCGUUCAUCGUGUGGUACUCCGGGGUGAGACGGCAUUCGUGGAUGGAGUGGUACUGGUCAAUCCCGGCUACGGACAAAACGUCAGAGAAUGGCCCUUGAAGAAGCCAAUCGUUGCAUCCUCCGUUGAGAAGAUAAACGCAUCACUGGAUGGUUUGGAUUUGCUGUCCAUCACCAAAUCGUUGGAUAACUCCCGCCAGGGACAGGACUUUUGGGAUACCGAUGGACACACGAACGAUGCGUUCGCCAAGUUGCUGGCGGGUGGUGACACGCACAAGCUGGCCGUCCACUUUGGCGAUCCGCAUAUGAGGCCGAUUUCGCCGCUGCCCAGGAUCCGUUGCGACUCGACCGGUAACUACGCGAAGGAUGUUCUCCUUCAUCCGUCCGGGCCUCCGGCCAGUUUGACUCCCAAGGAGAGAAACCUUGCCGGAAAGCACGUGCUGACGGUGGGAAUGUUCAGCAAGGAGCAGCUGAACGAGAUAUUUAACGUGGCUCAAACGAUGCGUGCGAGGGUGACUAAGGACCGGCCGCUGGAUGAUUUGCUCCGGGGUAAGGUAAUGGCUUCGGUGUUUUAUGAGGUCAGCACGAGAACGAGCUGCAGCUUCGCUGCCGCCAUGCAGCGGCUUGGCGGACGAGUUAUCUACAUGGACGAAACGAGCUCGUCGGUGAAGAAGGGUGAAACCCUGGAGGACAGCAUUUCCGUUAUGGCCGGAUACUCUGAUGUGGUGGUGCUGAGGCAUCCCGAACCGGGAGCCGUUUCGCGGGCGGCCCAUCACUGCCGCAAGCCACUGAUCAACGCCGGGGAUGGCAUCGGAGAGCAUCCGACGCAGGCUCUGCUGGAUAUUUUCACCAUCCGGGAGGAGAUAGGUACCGUCAAUGGGCUCACGAUCACGAUGGCAGGAGAUUUGAAGCACGGCCGGACGGUCCAUUCGUUGGCCCGCCUGUUGACCCUGUACAACGUCAACCUGCGUUACGUCAGCCCGGCGAACCUGCGGAUGCCGGAGAGCAUCACCAAGCUGGUGGAGGCCAAGGGAAUAUCACAGAGGAUUUAUGACAACCUGGAAGCCGCGAUCGCUGAGACUGACGUUCUGUAUAUGACCAGAAUCCAGAAGGAGCGCUUCGCUUCUGAGGAUGAAUACAAAAUGUGCUGUGGCCAACUGGUUCUCACUCCGCACAUCAUGACCCGAGCCAAACGCCGCAUGAUCGUGAUGCAUCCGUUGCCGCGGGUUUUCGAAAUUAGCAAAGAGAUUGACAUCGAUCCGAGGGCCGCCUAUUUCCGCCAGGCCGAAUACGGUAUGUACGUUCGGAUGGCUCUGCUUGCCAUGGUUCUUGGUAAGUGCUAAGCUAAGCUGCGCCAGCCGCAUAAAAAGUGUGAAACAAAAGACAGGGAUUUCUUUCGAGGAGAGGAGAAAGCGCCAUUGAGAGUGAUCAAUCGUAUACUGUUUUUUAAAAACAAAAUAUUUGCCCGCAAAAAAUAUAUUCUAUAUACAGACGAAUGGUCUACCUAAA